This is a messenger RNA of Ixodes scapularis (black-legged tick), 911 nucleotides long. Its product is annotated as 1-acyl-sn-glycerol-3-phosphate acyltransferase epsilon. The coding region runs from base 72 to 911 and encodes 279 amino acids. Lineage: Eukaryota; Metazoa; Arthropoda; Arachnida; Ixodida; Ixodidae. Gene Ontology annotation, molecular function: acyltransferase activity. The transcript is spliced from 8 exons. The record is from RefSeq and is a predicted model, not a curated record. Gene Ontology annotation, cellular component: endomembrane system; mitochondrion.
GCACCCGGAGAGAUUGCUGUCAUCUCGCAAGGGAAACAAGAAUCCGCUCGGCGAGCGCUCGCUAUUUGCCAAUGGAAAGGGCUACCUGCUCUUCCGACCCUGUUUCAGUGGCGCGCCUAGCGGCGAAACUUUGCACUUGCGACAACUGUGGUGGUCGUGGCGGUUCAUUGUUUUUCGACUCUUCACGACAGCAAGUUUUUGGAGUUACGGGAGUCUCGUGGAAAACGGCUUGGCUUUGUGAGACGGAGCUUGGCGAGUGCUAUCGGAGCCUGACCCGAUCCAACAGUUCGUAUGGAACCGAAUCAGUGUUCAGCUCAUGUACGGACCUGCUGAAGGUGGCGUUCCACAGCGCCGUGGUGCUGUCCAUAGCGGCGCCCAUGUUUCUGCUGUGGGCCGCCUGGAGGGUUGUCACGGGCGUGGCUGCCCUGCCCCCCCACCUGUACCAGGCUGGAGACGACCUGGUCUUCAACUUCUACCAGCGCGUCCUCAUCAUCCUCAUCGAGGAUAUUGUCGGGUGCAAGGUGUUCUUUCACGGUGACAUGAGCGACGUCGUGCAGAAGAAGGAGCGAGCCUUCUACGUGGUCAACCACCAGUCCACAUUCGACUGGGUGGCGGUGAACAUCUUCGCCGAGAGGACGGGCUCCCCGGGCCAGCUGCGCUACAUCAUCAAGCAGAGCCUGCAGUCGGUGCCCCUGUACGGCUUCUACUUUCACCAGCACGGCUGCAUCUACGUGAACCGGCACCAGUUCAACGUGCGCAAGAUGCGGCGCUCCCUGGCCUACCUCACCAACAAGAACAUGCCGUCGAGCCUCGUGAUCUUCCCUGAGGGAGCUCUCUUCGAGCCAGGACACACGGCCAAACUUAAGAAGAGCUACGAAUUUGCGCUCCGUCAAGGUACGAAAUGUGCAUGA